Tauraco erythrolophus (red-crested turaco) is the source of this 910-nucleotide messenger RNA. NCBI's taxonomy places the organism in Eukaryota, Metazoa, Chordata, Aves, Musophagiformes, Musophagidae. The record is from RefSeq and is a predicted model, not a curated record.
UGGUUCUUCGUUGCAGGAGCGAGACGAUCAUUGUCGCAGAGGAAACGAGGAGCGAAAGCAGAGAUACCCGUCAGAACAAGAGCACAGGAGAGACAGAAGUGGCGACAGAGACAGGCACAGAGACCACUCGGACAGAAGGAGGAAUCCCAGCGAGAGGCCGGGAGUUCGUGGCCACGAGCGAGAGAGGGACGUUCAGAACAUCCGCGAGCAGCAGGCAGAGAGGGAGCUCUACAACGAGCGAAGACGGGAGCAUCGACAAAGUAACGAGGGCAGCGGUGUUGACCAGGAUCCAGAACUCCGGCAAUCUGAUAACAAACCUAAAGAAAAAGCUCCUGUGAACAAAGAGAAGCCAAGCUUUGAACUGUCUGGGGCGCUGCUGGAGGACACCAACACCUUCCGAGGCGUUGUGAUUAAGUACAGCGAGCCCCCCGAGGCCCGCAUCCCGAAGAAGCGGUGGCGCCUCUAUCCUUUCAAAAACGAUGAGUUUCUCCCGGUGAUGUACAUUCACAGGCAGAGCGCCUACCUGCUGGGCAGGCACCGCCGGAUCGCGGACAUCCCCAUCGACCACCCCUCCUGCUCAAAGCAGCACGCCGUGUUUCAGUACCGGCUGGUGGAGUACACCCGUGCCGACGGCACCGUCGGCCGCCGCGUGCGGCCCUACAUCAUCGACCUGGGCUCCGGGAACGGCACGUUCCUGAACAACCAGCGCAUCGAGCCUCAGCGCUACUACGAACUGAAGGAGAAGGAUGUGCUGAAGUUCGGGUUCAGCAGCAGGGAGUACGUUCUCCUCCAUGAGUCUUCGGAUAAAUCUGAGGCUAACACAAAGGACGAUGAUGAUGACGAUGAGAAGGAGGAAGAGUCUGACAGUUAACAGACGAGGAGGAAGUGGAGGGGAGGGCAGGGGAGAGAA